Molecule: messenger RNA, 1795 nt
Organism: Pocillopora verrucosa
Lineage: Eukaryota; Metazoa; Cnidaria; Anthozoa; Scleractinia; Pocilloporidae
Product: DNA-dependent metalloprotease SPRTN-like
Biological process (GO): DNA repair
Cellular component (GO): nucleus
Molecular function (GO): single-stranded DNA binding; metalloendopeptidase activity; polyubiquitin modification-dependent protein binding
Source: RefSeq, a predicted model, not a curated record
UAAGUUUUAAGUACUAUCAUUCAGUUAAUCGUCAUUUUCGAUUAAUUUGGCGAAAAAUUCGAUCGGUUUACCAAUGAUCGACAUAUCUGAGGAUGUCGAUUUAGCCUAUGCCCUAAGCUUACAAGCAGAGCUCGAUCAGGAACAGGAGAACGAAGCUUCAAGGCAUAAUUCAUUGGUUUCGUCCAGUUCCCGUAAGAACGCUAUUCCUAGACCAGUGUCAGUUGUAGAUGAAUCUUGGGAACUUAUUGAUCCUAUACCGGACAUACGGCAGUUAUUUCUACAAUUUAAUGAUGCUUACUUUAAAGGAAUUUUGGGAUCUGUAGAAGUAAAAUGGAGUCCACGAAUGACUUUAUGUGCUGGAUUAUGCUGCUAUGAAGGCCGAGGAGGACUGUGUUCUAUUAGGCUCAGUGCACCUUUACUCAAGCUGCGUCCAAGAAAAGACUUGGUUCAAACCUUACUGCAUGAGAUGAUCCAUGCUUUGUUGUUUGUGACACAGAACAACAAGGAUCAUGAUGGUCAUGGACCAGAGUUCCUUAAACACAUGCAAAGGAUAAAUGCAGAAAGUGGAGCAAACAUUACUGUGUAUCAUAAUUUUCAUGAUGAGGUAAAUGUAUACCGUCAACACUGGUGGCAGUGUGAUGGCCCUUGCCGCAGGAGACCACCUUAUUAUGGGAUUGUAAGGAGAGCAAUGAAUCGAGCACCGUCACCCAGAGACACUUGGUGGGCAGACCAUCAGCGAACGUGUGGUGGGACAUACACCAAGAUUAAAGAGCCAGAUAAUUAUGGUGCAAAAAAAUCUGGCAAGGCAAAACAAGGAAAAGGUGAAAAAGAAACAGGAGUUGCCAAGAACAAGGGGCAUGUGCUUGGUGGAGGAAAUUCUGGAACACUGCCAAGAUUUUUUAAACGCAAAACAAGAGACAGUGAUGAUAGCAGUUGUAAUUCUGAAUAUGACCAAGAAAUGGUGAAACGGAAAAAGAAAAGCCUUGUAGAUGAUGGUGCUGUUGCUUUAUCAGAUCACAAUGAAGACACGAAAUCAAAGUUGAACCAGCCUGGUUCUUCACAGUGGACUACAGAUGUGAUACCAUUUUCUGGGCCUGGCAGAACGUUAGGCUCAAGCUCUGACCAACAUGACUCAAAAACAUUUACCAAGGAAUCUAAGAAGCCUGCUUUUAUUGAGAUAAAAACACCAUCACCAAAUAAAACUAAAACCAGCUCUUCACCAACUCUCACAAUUGUAGAUGCUUUUCAAAGAGCUAAAGAUAAACACAAAAAGUGCAACAGCAGAGGUUAUGACUUGACUAGUCCAGUAUUGGGAUCCCAACAGAAGCCAAUUGAGUUAAUAGCAGAUUCCCCCGGCUCAUCGACAAGGGAAGUUAAACAUUUACACAGUGAUCGUUUCAACUCAACUGAUACAGUGCUGUGUCCUGUGUGCCAAACAUUAAUUUUAAAUUGCAAGAUCAAUCAGCAUCUUGAUUCGUGCUUACAGUGAUAUGUUGAAAAAGCCGAUUUUCAACGUAUGUAUGCUGCUGUAUUUCACGUAAAUUUUUAAGCGGAGAAUGUUAUGGAUUAGUUGAUCGAUCCAAAGUAUUCAAUCCAGGCUUUUGACCAAUGAGAUACAAAGCGAAAGCCAAACGCGCCUUGGUCAUCUGCAUUUUCCCGCGCCUCUGGCAGUUUGCCUUGUUUUCCUUUGAGUUUCGAACAAUUUCAUUUCUUAUUCCUUGGCUUUAUAUCAUGAGAUGGAACUGAAAAUACUCUAAUACGCGUAAUAAAUAAAAGAGAAACAAUAUACUCAAUA